AUGCGCUACAUCCGGUUCCUGAAAACUCCACUGGUAGUCCAAGAAAAGUGCAACCCCUCGAAAUCGCACAUUUAUGCCCUCAUCACAAUAACAUCCGACUUGGGAGAUUCCUUUCUUCCUCACGAUGUCACACUCUCGGCAGAACUGCUUAGCUGCAGCUCCUCCCAUGAAGAACUAGUUGUAUGGAGAACAGUCCAAUGGACCGGUGGCAUGCGCAGCCUUCCCAUCAUCCUCCCACUAAGUCGCACCAAGCCGGCAUGGCCUCUUAGAGUGCGUGUGGGCAUGGAAGCGAAAUCCGAAAGAGACGAUUUUGUGAAGCUUUAUGAUGCGGAGCUCAGGGGAGUUGUAUCUGCUUGGAGUGCGCCUCUCGAUCUAGCCAAGGGGGAAGAGGAGGCUGCCAAGUUGGUAGAAAGGCGGAUCGCUGCUUGUACAGGGGAGGUCUUCCGUAUCUGGGAAGAGACGGGAGAGAGCAUUGCUCGGCAUUUAUGGGAUGCAGGAGUGACUAUGUCAUGCCAUAUCCGCGAUAUUCUUGAGAAGGUCAACCUUGCCAGGAAGAGCGCCCUCCGAGUGAUGGAGCUAGGCACGGGCUGCGGCGUCGUCGCCAUUUCAAUCGCUCAAUGCAUGGCGAAGGCCGAAGUCAUAUUAACGGAUCUACCCGAGGUCGAAGAGAUCGUAUCCAGGAAUAUAAGCCAAACUCUGCCCAAAGCUGGUUCUGGCUUGACGUUCUGGCAAUUGGAUUGGGACGGGGACCUGCCUCAAAACCUUGUUGUACACGGACAGGCGGGUACUCCGCAUCCGGCGCUAGAUCUCAUUGUUGCAGCUGACUGUACAUACAAUCCUGAUAGCAGCCCUGCUUUGGUCAAGACUCUGGACUCACUCGCCAAAUGCUCGCCCGCUGUAACUAUCCUAAUCGCAAUGAAGAAACGACACUCUAGUGAGGAGGUCUUCUUCGACCUGAUGCGUAAAUCUGGAUUCGCCCUGAUGGAUACUACAAGCAUACCGUUGCCAGGAGACGAAGAGAGUGGCGAAGAGACAGUCUAUGUGAACCACUUCCGAUACGGGAAGGACGCCUGA
Molecule: messenger RNA, 1074 nt
Organism: Westerdykella ornata
Lineage: Eukaryota; Fungi; Ascomycota; Dothideomycetes; Pleosporales; Sporormiaceae
Exons: 4
Coding region: 1-1074 (357 amino acids)
Source: RefSeq, a predicted model, not a curated record